This is a messenger RNA of Dipodomys spectabilis (banner-tailed kangaroo rat), 1548 nucleotides long. RefSeq names its product proprotein convertase subtilisin/kexin type 9-like. Gene Ontology annotation, biological process: proteolysis. NCBI's taxonomy places the organism in Eukaryota, Metazoa, Chordata, Mammalia, Rodentia, Heteromyidae. Bases 1 to 1548 code for a protein of 515 amino acids. The transcript has 9 exons. The record is from RefSeq and is a predicted model, not a curated record. Gene Ontology annotation, molecular function: serine-type endopeptidase activity.
AUGUCACUGCGGGAAGACAAGGACAACCCCGUGGAGGUGUAUCUCUUGGGCACUAGCAUCCAGCCUAAUCACAUGGAAAUUAAGGACAGGAUCAUCAACUCUAACUUUGAGAGAGUGCCUGAGGAGGAGUGGCAGAGCACCAUGGAGCAGGAGGGCAAUUGUGAAGGCCAUGGUACUCACCUGGCAGCUCUGGUCAAUGGCCAGAAUGUUGGCGUGGCCAAGGACAUCAAGAUACACAGCCUGCGUGUGCUCAACUGCCAAGGGAAGGGCACGGUCAGCGGCAUCCUCAUGGGCUUGGAGUUUAUUUGGAAACAGCUGGUCUCCAAUCCCUCCAAGCGCAUGGUAGUGCUGCUGCCCCUGGUGAGUGGGUACAGUAAGAGCAUCAACAAUGCCUGCAAGCUCCUGGCAAGGGCUGGAGCAGUGCUGGUGGCCGCUGCGGGCAACUUUCAGAGCAAUGCCUGUUCCUACUCUCCAGCAUCGUCUCCUGAGGUCAUCACUGUUGGAGCUGUCGAUUCUCAGAUCCAGCCACUCAUCCAGGGUCCUCUAGGGACCAAUUAUGGAUCCUGUGUGGACAUCUUUGCUCCUGGGAAGAACAUUGUCAGUGCCUCCAAAGACUGUAAUGUUUGCUAUGUAACGCAGAGUGGAACUUCGCAGGCGGCUGCCCAUGUGGCUGGCAUUGCAGCCCUGUUGCUCACUGCCCAGCCAAACCUCACUGUGGCUGAGCUGAGGCAGAGGCUGAUCCAUUACUCUAUCAGAAAUGCUAUCAAUGACACCUGGUUCCCCGAGGAGGAGCGAUUCAAGACCCCCAACCUGUUGGCUGCACUGCCCCCCCGCACCCAGGAAACAGGUGAACAGCUGUUCUGCAGGACUGUGUGGUCAGCACCCUGGAACAUCACUCUGGCAGGCCGUGCAGUGGCUGAGUGUGACCCGGAGGAGGAGCUGCUGGGCUGCUCCAGUAUCUCCCAGAGUCGGAAGCGGCUGGGCGAGCGUGUGAGGAUCCUAGGAAAGAGACGCGUUUGCCUGGCAUUUGGAAAUAGCCAGGUUUCUGCGGUGGCCAGAUGCUGCCUGCUCCCCCGAGCCAACUGCAGAGUCUACACAGCUCCUCCAGCCUUGGUGUGGCUGAAGACCUACACCCACUGCCGGGAUCCUGACCAAGUCCUCACAGGAUGCAGCUCCCAUUGGGGGAUACGUAACCCUGGUGUCUCCAAGCAUUCUUCAAGGCAGCAAGUUUAUCAGCCCAGAAAGUGCCUGGGGCACAAGAAGGCCAGUGUUCAUGCUUCCUGCUGCCGUGCUCCGGGCCUGCAGUGUACAACGAAGAAGUACAGGCGUUUCAGUCCCUUGGAGAAGGUCACCGUGAGCUGUGACGCAGGAUGGACCCUGACAAGCUGCAGUGCCCAUCCUGAGACUUCAAUAACCCUGGGAGCUUUUCCUGUGGACAACACAUGUGUGGUGAAGCACCAGAACACUGACAAAAGAGGAAGGGCCAGUAAGGAGUUUAUAAUAGUCACCGCCAUCUGCUGCCGCAUCCAGCUCUCAGGCCAGCCAUAG